CAUAGAAAUACAACAUAUAAAUUAAUGCUAAAAUAAUUCAACUAGUAGAAUUUCUAUUGAUGAUAUGAGUUUAUUCAAUGCCAAAACUGCCCCCCACCUCGUUGGAGAAAGAUUUAAAAUAAGCAUUUUUUAGUACUUUCAUUAUUCUUCCUGUAUUUAUUUCUCAAUGGGCGUAGGUACAUCAUCUUGUGUUACUUUCUGGGUGUGUUACUUUCACUUCCCUUAGUUUUUCACGGGUUUCCAGGGUUGAGAUAUACUUCAAGGUCAAGGAGAUUAAGUAGAAAUGAAGAUAAAACUGAAAAGGAUAGAAUUUUUGUUGUUUCUGAAAAAAGAAAAACCCCAUCAGUUCCCGUAAGCUUGCUGAAGAUAAAGAUAAAUGUAUGUCAUGUUAUUUUUGAAAAAGGGGAUAUGCUCUGUGAUGUUUUCAUGCUCAGGAAAAACAACAAAUUUUCACUUCCCUCCUCAUUGGAAAUAAAAGACUCUCCCUCAGUCUGUCUUUCUCACAGACAGAGCAACCGAAAUGGACACGGUCAUUUCCCUCCUUGUUCUUUCAGCACUACCCCAGCUUGUAGUACCUGAUGCUCCCUCUGUGACCUCAUUCAGAGCUGUAACUGAGAUGGUGUCAGGGGAUUCAAGGAUCUUCUCUGGGGAGAGUAUCCGGCUGAAAUGCAACAUUCCUGACACCCACAAUUCCUCCUGGGAAUACCGGUGGUUCAGGGGAUCGGAGCAGCUCUCAUAUUUUGGGGAGAACCUCAUUCUGUGGAAAUCCAUAGUUAAAGACAGUGGGAAAUAUUACUGCCAGGGAGUGAGGGACACAGUGGUGGGAAAAAUUCGCACCCUACAAAGUCUGCCUAUAGAGAUCAACGUUGAUGGAGGGUGGGCUAUCCUAAAAGUCCCCCUUCAUCCCGGCCUUGUUGGACACACCUUAAAUGUGACAUGUCGCGUCCGAGUUGGAACCCAACUUCAUGAGGUGAUUCUGUACAAAGAUGGCGUUGAAGUUAUGAGACAAAAUGGCCUCAACCCACAUUUCUACCUGACCAGGCUGACCCUCUGGGACCAAGGAAUGUAUUCUUGUAGGGCCUCCUGGGACACAGACAGACGUACACACUCUGUGAUUUCAGCUGCAACGCCAGUGCAGGUCUUAGAGGUUCUGUCACAGCCAAUUUUGGAGAUUGUUUCAGACAAAAACCUGGUUCCAGUAAAUUUGAUGAAGCUCAUUUGCCACCUCCAAUACAACGCCCCUGCUCCUGCCCCUCCAUUAAACUACUAUUUCUACAAGAAUAACAACCGACUAGGAACAGCAACCUCUGAGAACUAUGAUCUGGUCAAACGGACUCCAGGCCAGUACCGCUGCAGGGCAAAGGUGCCCGAGUUAGACAUCUUCAGGUGGAGUGAGCCCACAAUCUUUGGACAAGUGACAGGACCACAGGUGAUGAUGCCUCCAAUUCUUCGUCCCAGAGACCAGUUGUCUUUAGCGCCUCCAAUCUUACUCCCAGACCGCUCCCAGCGUCUUGCAGCUGAACCAACAGCAGCCCAGCCCUCCCCUCAUCAAUCCACUGCAACUCCUACUUUUAUUGAGCCUACUCAAAUGAGCAUCCAAUCUAAUCCAGGUCCUCCGCUGAAGCCUUCACAGUUAGCACCAAGCACUCUGCUAUCUACAGUCCAGUCUCUCUACCAAACUGCUAUCCCAAACUCUUACAAUACAUUGGGUGAUACGUCUGGAGAAUCUGGGGACAUGCACGAGGAAUCUGGUGACAUGGCUACUGACUCUCUAGACACUUUACUAUGGUAACAAGUUCAUACAUUACAGACCAUUGCAGAAAUUAAUGAUCCUAAAUCAGAGUAAUAACGUGCAAUUGUCACAUCUUCAGCAAAAUGAUAUCAUAUACUUAUGCCAGUGCACACUUAAUUGUGUAAUAUUCAUGUUACAGAUUACCAAUCAUCAGCUCCAUGAUCUCAUCAGUAGUGUUAGUGAUAAUAACUAAUGUCAUACUGUGUAAAGCAAAUAAAGCAUUCCAUAAAUGAUA
Micropterus dolomieu (smallmouth bass) is the source of this 2027-nucleotide messenger RNA. Its product is annotated as high affinity immunoglobulin gamma Fc receptor I-like. The coding region runs from base 521 to 1792 and encodes 423 amino acids. Gene Ontology annotation, molecular function: transmembrane signaling receptor activity. Gene Ontology annotation, biological process: cell surface receptor signaling pathway. The record is from RefSeq and is a predicted model, not a curated record. The transcript has 6 exons. NCBI's taxonomy places the organism in Eukaryota, Metazoa, Chordata, Actinopteri, Centrarchiformes, Centrarchidae.